UACACCCAACUAUCAAUCUUUUGUUCAUGCCAAAACUACCGAAAAGAAAAUCCCCCACGAUGACUCUCUCUGUGACCACAUUAUCUCAAUCCUUCGUAAAGCCAAGCGACCCAACUCCAGCCGAAACCCUCAAGCUCUCGGCCAUCGACCGAGUGCCCGGGCUCCGCCACAUGGUCCGCUCCCUGCACGUGUUCAAGCACGGGCAGAACCCUUGCGAGGUUAUCCGAGAGGCUCUAGCUAAGGCUCUCGUGCACUACUAUCCUUUCGCUGGUCGCUUCAUUGAGUUGGAGGGUGGUGAGGUGGCGAUUGAUUGUAAUGGAGAAGGGGCUUGGUUCGUGGAGGCAAUGGCGAGCUGCAGCCUUGAGGAUGUGAAGUACAUGGACUAUCCGCUGGUGAUGUCUAAGGAGGAGUUGCUGCCUCAGGCGAGCCCAGAGUUUGAUCCUCUUGACGUUCCGGUUAUGUUGAAGGUAACUGAGUUUACAUGUGGUGGAUUCGUGGUCGGCCUCAUCUCCAUCCACACCAUCGCCGACGGCCUAGGCGCCGCCCAAUUCAUCAGGGCCAUCGGCGAUCUCGCCCGUGGCCCAAAACCAGCCGUCAACCCGCCGAUCUUGUCUCGGGACCUCAUCCCGACCCCACCUCAGCUUCCUCCCAGUCCUCCACUGGUGUUCCCGUCAUUCAAGCUCGUGAGCUUCGUCACCGACCUCCACCCCGACUACAUCAGCAAAAUCAAGGCCUCAUACUUCGAAACCACCGGCGAGCACUGCUCGGCCUUCGACAUCUCCACGGCCAAAGCCUGGCAAGCUCGAACCCGUGCCAUAAACCUGGACCGCGAAACUCCCGUCAGUGUAUGCUUCUUCGCCAACACUCGUCAUCUCUUAACCCAAGAAGGCGGGUUCUACGGCAACUGCUUCUACCCUGUGACCGUGACUGCAACGAGUGGAGUCGUCACGAGCGUAAAGAUUCUUGAUGUGGUUCAGAUUGUUAGAGAUGCGAAGGCGAGGCUGCCGAUGGAGUUUGGGAGGUGGGGGAGGGGGGAGUUUGAGGAGGAUCCGUUUACUUUGAAGUUUACGUAUGAUUCGUUGUUUGUUUCGGAUUGGUCGAGGUUAGGGUUUCGGGAGGUGGACUUCGGGUGGGGGAUGCCCGCGAAUGUGGUGCCGUUCUCGUACGUUGACUUCAUGGCGGUGGCGAUAUUUGGGGCGCCACCGGUGCCAAAGAAGGGGAUGAGGGUUAUGACGAAGUGUGUGGAGGAGGAACACCUGCAGGUGUUUCAGCAAGAGAUGAAGAACUUGGUGUGAUAACUUGUCAAUAAUAUUGUUUAUACAUUAUAUUGCUUUCUACUUUUUUUUUUCGUCCUUCUAAUUCUAGCAAGUUAUUCCUACUUAUGUUCCACGUAUAACCUGUGUUUUCUGUAUUUAAAAUAAAGGAAAGUUUGUUUUUAUUUU
This is a messenger RNA of Asparagus officinalis (garden asparagus), 1442 nucleotides long. Its product is annotated as acyl transferase 5-like. The record is from RefSeq and is a predicted model, not a curated record. The transcript has 2 exons. NCBI's taxonomy places the organism in Eukaryota, Viridiplantae, Streptophyta, Magnoliopsida, Asparagales, Asparagaceae. Bases 27 to 1295 code for a protein of 422 amino acids.